Messenger RNA from Castor canadensis (American beaver), 1425 nucleotides. The record is from RefSeq and is a predicted model, not a curated record. Lineage: Eukaryota; Metazoa; Chordata; Mammalia; Rodentia; Castoridae.
AUGUCAGGGUGCCCUGCAACUGCUCGGCCCCACAUUGUUGCCCCCGGGUCCUUGCCCGGCAUCAGGCACCCAUUACCGCAUCCCUUUUUCUUCCCCGCCCCCGCAGCUCUACCGCCGCACAUCGCCGGGGCUUCACACGCUGGUCCUGAGUACCGGUUCUCUACUGCUUCCCCAGGCCGUGCACCUCCUUUUAGGAGUUUCCUGAGUCAUCCGCAGAGACAAGAAAAUGCGAUUGUACAAGCACGCAGAACAAACGCUAAACACAAAACUGGCUGCGUGACCAUCGACUCGCUCGGCGCUCCUGUCGCCUGGCAGCGCGCAUCGAUGCCCUCGGCAGCUCGGCUGGCGCUGCCUGGCGCCGCAACCAGGAAGGCGCUGAGCUUAAACUGCGGCAAGUCGGAGGACGCCGGCGGCGCCCUGAUCCCAAGGAAUUCUUCCAGGUCUGAGGCGCUCGCACGCCUGGGGGGGCGGCCCUCGCGGCUGCGGGGCUCCGAGGCCCUGCUCCGGCGUGCGGCAACGCGGAGCCUGGCGCGGCCCGGGGCCGGAGCCGGCGGGGGUGGGCCGCGGCGCUGGCGUGCGGAGCGGCCGUGCGCAUGCGCACGCGCCCGGCACUGUGGAAGGCCCCCCGCCGCUGGGUGGAGGCUCCGGGCCGCGGGGUGGCGCGGCUCGGUCCCGAGGUGGCGUGGAGAGUUAGCGACAGGCCUGGCCUUGUUCGCCGCGCCGGGUUUCCUGCCUAGUCCACCAGCUCCAGAAAUGGGACGCCGGUCAUCAGACACUGAAGAAGAAAGCAGAAGCAAGAGAAAAAAGAAACACCGAAGACGGUCAUCUUCAAGCAGUUCUUCAGAUAGUAGAACAUACAGCCGAAAGAAAGGUGGAAGGAAAUCAAGAUCGAAGUCAAGAUCUUGGUCCAGAGAUCUUCAGCCUCGGUCACAUUCUUAUGAUAGAAGACGUAGACAUCGAUCAAGCAGCAGCUCUUCUUAUGGCUCUAGAAGAAAACGAAGUCGAAGUCGUUCAAGGGGUCGAGGGAAAUCCUAUAGAGUUCAAAGGUCUAGGUCAAAAAGCAGAACAAGAAGAAGUCAAUGGAAGUCUUCCGAGAUCUCCCACUUUGUAGCACCAAAGUGAACAGCUCUCAAGAGACUACUCACCUAGAAGCUACUUCUCUGCCCAGGUGUCUACCAAACACUGCCUGUAGAGGGGAAUCUGUCUUUUCUGUUGCAAUGCAAGGAAGACCUUAAGAGAGUCACAGUGAUGUCUAGUUAACAAUAAAACUCCAGUAUGCAUGUAAUUGAGUUUUGUAACUCUGUUAGGUUGUUAUUCGGGCUAGCACCUUAAUUUUGAAUACUAGGAAACAAAUUUAUGGGUUUAUUGAAAACAAUUUCUGAUAUCCAAAUUUAACUAAUAACUAAAUAAUUGAGACACACUGAA